GGACAGACAGACAGAAAGGGUCAGGGUCCUGAAGCAUCCGGACAUCCUGGAAGUCUGAUUCCUACCUUGAGAGCCUCUUCCAAAAGGCCAUAUGUAGCCUGACACCGAGGGUACAGGACAUCAAGUGCCACCGAUCCAAUCAUGGCUGGCUUAGCGUGAGCUGGAGAACAGGUCUCAACACCUGGCUUCUUUGAGCACAGGAAACAGGCCUUCCUGGAAAAGUGUCAAAGGAGCCAGAACAUUGACCAGGCACCCAAGCUCUGAGGCCUUAGGGUGCUUUGGACCCCCAGGAUCCUCAACAGCACCUCCACUGGAACUUCUUCCUUCACCAGGACAGGAAGCUUCUAAGCACCGGUCUCUUUGUCUCUGAGGAGAGGUCAUCUUUUCAGUACUAAGGAGUGUCCACCAUUUGUGACCACCAACGGCGCUUGCUGACACCAUCAUGCCGCGUCGGACCCCUCUCUCUGCACUCUGCUGCUUCCUUCUCCCCUGGGCGUUCACCAUCCUUCACCAAGCCCUGGGGAACUCGGCCCCCCAUCCGGGUCCCCACUACCUCCUGCCCCCCAUCCACGAGGUCAUUCACUCUCGUCGUGGGGCCACGGCCACACUGCCCUGCGUCCUGGGCACCUCGCCUCCCAGCUACAAGGUGCGCUGGAGCAAAGUGGAGCCCGGGGAGCUCCGGGAAACGCUAAUCCUCAUCACCAACGGACUGCACGCCCGGGGCUAUGGGCCCCUGGGAGGGCGCGCCAGCAUGCGGAGGGGGCAUCGGCUGGACGCCACCCUGGUCAUCAAGAACGUGCGCCUGGAGGACGAGGGCCGGUACCGCUGCGAGCUCAUCAAUGGCAUCGAGGACGAGAGCGUGGCGCUGACCCUGCGCCUGGAGGGUGUGGUGUUUCCGUACCAACCCAGCCGCGGCCGCUACCAGUUCAAUUACUUCGAGGCGAAGCAGGCGUGCGAGGAGCAGGACGGACGCCUAGCCACUUACGGCCAACUGUACCAGGCGUGGACCGAGGGGCUGGACUGGUGCAACGCCGGCUGGCUGCUCGAGGGCUCGGUGCGCUACCCGGUGCUCAACGCGCGCGCCCCGUGUGGCGGUCAAGGGCGGCCAGGCAUCCGCAGCUACGGGCCCCGCGACCGCAGCCGCGACCGCUACGACGCCUUCUGCUUCACCUCGGCGCUGGCAGGCCAGGUGUUCUUCGUGCCCGGGCGGCUGACGCUGUCUGAAGCCCAUGCGGCUUGCCGGCGGCGCGGAGCUGUAGUAGCCAAGGUCGGGCACCUCUACGCCGCCUGGAAGUUCUCAGGGCUGGAUCGGUGCGACGGAGGCUGGCUGGCGGACGGCAGCGUUCGCUUCCCCAUCACCACGCCGCGGCCGCGCUGCGGGGGUCUCCCUGACCCCGGGGUGCGCAGCUUCGGCUUCCCCCGGCCCCAGCAGGCGGCCUACGGGACCUACUGCUACACCGAGAAGUAGGAGCGCACUGUCCUGCCACGCACGUGACGGAGUGGCGGGUCCCCUCUCGGCAGACGAGGACUGAGCCCCACACCUGCCUGCCCAGCCCAGCUCAGCUCACCGGGCUCCCGGGCAGAGGGGCGUCCCGGGCAUUAACUGACCAAUAAAAUAACAUGGCACCUUCUCUGUUCGAUAA
Peromyscus maniculatus bairdii (prairie deer mouse) is the source of this 1643-nucleotide messenger RNA. It is a transcript of the gene Hapln2, whose product is annotated as hyaluronan and proteoglycan link protein 2. Gene Ontology annotation, cellular component: perineuronal net; synapse. The record is from RefSeq and is a predicted model, not a curated record. Lineage: Eukaryota; Metazoa; Chordata; Mammalia; Rodentia; Cricetidae. Gene Ontology annotation, biological process: glial cell differentiation; positive regulation of neuroblast proliferation; central nervous system development. Gene Ontology annotation, molecular function: hyaluronic acid binding.